Molecule: messenger RNA, 1519 nt
Organism: Orbicella faveolata
Lineage: Eukaryota; Metazoa; Cnidaria; Anthozoa; Scleractinia; Merulinidae
Product: target of rapamycin complex subunit lst8-like
Biological process (GO): TOR signaling; regulation of actin cytoskeleton organization
Cellular component (GO): TORC2 complex; TORC1 complex
Molecular function (GO): protein binding
Source: RefSeq, a predicted model, not a curated record
UAUAGCUUGAAAGAAGAAAGAAAGAACUACCUGUAUUCAAGAUUAUCCAGUAAAGCUGAACAUUUUCGCAAUGCUCAUUUGUGAUUUUAUUCACUGUUACCUUCCCUACCCUUGAGAAAAUAUUUUAACAAGUGGCGACAGUAAAAGGACAGCGGUUUAGUUGAAAACACAUAGUUUCUUCAUGUAGUAUGAACUGAAGUAGAAGAAAAGACGAGCGAAGGUUCACAAAUAAAGCCAGUUCUGAGAAUUUUACUCCACGACGUAAAUAUCCCCAAAUGAUAACUGCAAAAUGACUGACGCAGAUGGUUCAAGUGAACCAGUUAUCCUGGCUACAGCAGGCUAUGAUCAUGCCAUUAAGUUUUGGCAAGCACACAGCGGAAUAUGUCACCGCACAGUCCAGCAUCCUGAUUCUCAAGUCAAUGCCAUGCAGAUUACUCCAGACAGGCAGUUAUUGGCAGCUGCAGGAUAUCAACAUAUACGUAUGUAUGACAUCAAUUCAAAUAAUCCAAGUCCGGUUGUGAAUUAUGACGGUGUGUCAAAAAAUGUGACUGCUGUUGGAUUUCACGAGGAUGGUAAAUGGAUGUUCACUGGUGGCGAGGACUGCUCAGCCAGAAUAUGGGACUUACGGUCCCAUAAUUUACAGUGUCAAAGAGUUUUCCAAGUUAAUGCACCUGUAAACUGUGUUUGCCUCCAUCCUAAUCAGGGUGAGCUCAUUGUUGGUGAUCAGAGUGGUGCAAUACAUAUGUGGGAUCUGAAGACAGAUCACAAUGAACAGUUGAUUCCAGAAUCAGAUGCUUCAAUCCUGUCCAUUAGUAUUGACAGAGAAGCAUCCUACAUGGCAGCUGUCAAUAAUCAGGGUAACUGUUAUGUAUGGAGCUUAACUGGUGGUACCAAAGAUGAUCCAACUAUGCUACACCCCAGGACAAAAAUCCCUAGGGCACAUAAAAGAGCAGCCCUUAAAUGCCUUUUUAGUCCAGACUCAUGCUUCUUAGCCACAACAUCUGCAGACACAACAGUUAAUAUAUGGCAGACAGCCGACUUCUCUCUUAAAAAGACUCUGAAAGAAGCUAAUCAACGAUGGGUGUGGGAUUGUGCCUUCUCAGAAGACUCGCAGUAUCUUAUCACAGCGUCAUCUGACAACAUGGCACGCCUUUGGAAUCUGGAGCAGGGGGAGGUCAUCUGUGAAUACAGUGGACAUCAAAAAGCUGUAGUAGCUCUGGCAUUUAGAGAUGCACAUGCCGUGUAGUCAAAAAUCAAAUAAAAUGCCUUAUCAUUCUUACUACAAAAGUCAAAGGCAGCAGUAAGUCAAAGACAGAGGAGUAUGAUUAUGAGAACAUCUUUAUUGGACAAUGGAUGAUUUCCUCAAUACCAUGUUGUGUCUUUGGUACACUGUUCAUAAUUAUUUUAGUCGUAACCAUAGCCGCUUUAGCAAGAAGAUAGCGUGGUUCCCAGUAUGCUAGCAUACAAGAUGGCUUAGACUGGGACAAUAUCCUAAUUUUUGUUUUCACUCAGCUUGUAU